UGAUAUUCAAUUCUCGGGUUAUUUUACUACAAUUUUUGAAAAAUGACGUCAAUUUUGGAAAAUCUACAAAACGCAACGUGUGUAUGGUUUGAAAUAGACAAUAAACGGAAUGUAUUAGUGUCUAUGUUCGCUGGAACUUUGUUUUUUGUAGGAUGGUGGUUUAUAAUUGAUGCUAAUGCCAAGUAUCCUGGCGAAAUGUCAAAGGCGUAUCAUGUAUGUGGAGUAUUUGGGACUAUAUCUUUGUUCAUGAUAAAUUCUGUGACAAAUGCACAAAUGCGAGGCGAUACCUUCAGUGGUGGUUAUCUUGGUGCCAGAGGCGCGAGAGGCUGGUUAUUUGUUGGAUUUGUAAUGGGAUUUGCUGCUGUUAUUGCAGCCUGUUGGAUUUUAUUUGCAGAUUUUGUAGCUGCCGGUGCACAACAUAAUUGGCCUGGUGUAGGUCUUUUUUUACAAAAUAUGUUUAUUUUUCUGGGAUCUCUGAUCUAUAAAUUCGGGAGAACAGAAGAGCUAUAAGGUUGCUCAGUAUUUGUAUAUUAUAAACAUUUUUACAUAAUUGCGCAGAAGUUUCUAGCUCUAUUGAAUUUUAAGAUAAAGCACUUUACAAAGAACAAAUAAUUAUCCAUAUUGUAUUGCGAAUGAAUUGCAUUAAUUCAUUGUAAAGUUGUAUACUCUCUUUGUUUUUAUUUAUAUAAAUAGUUAUUUUCAUGUUUAUUAAUCAUUAAUUAUAUCAGUCACUAUUUCAAAUUCAAAUAAUUACAUAUGUGCAUAAUACAAGUUAUAUAAUUAUAUAAUAUAUUGUUUAAUAAAGCAACAACAUUUUUGUUGUAAUUUUUUUAUUAUAUAACAUAUAUACGAACAUUGCUUUUGUUAUAAACAUUGAUAUAAUUUAUAAUAAAUCUUACAUUGCUGUA
Messenger RNA from Frieseomelitta varia, 908 nucleotides. RefSeq names its product transmembrane protein 50A. NCBI's taxonomy places the organism in Eukaryota, Metazoa, Arthropoda, Insecta, Hymenoptera, Apidae. The transcript has 4 exons. The record is from RefSeq and is a predicted model, not a curated record. Gene Ontology annotation, biological process: protein targeting to vacuole; late endosome to vacuole transport via multivesicular body sorting pathway. The coding region runs from base 43 to 510 and encodes 155 amino acids.